CAGGAAACACCUUUCAAGACAUGCAUUUAAACUGCUAUCGUGGAGCAUCUACUAUUGCUAAAACUGUAAAAAUAGUCUGUGAAGCUAUAUGGAAGCAUCUUUUGAUCGAAAAUAUACCGAAAAUAACUACUGAGCUGCUGAUAAAAAUUGCUGAGAAUUUUGCAAAGAGUGCGAACUUUCCUAAUUGCCUAGGCGCACUUGACGGGAAACAUAUUCGUAUUUGGAGUCCCAAACAUGGUGGAUCUCUUUUUUAUAACUACAAAAACUAUCAUUCUGUAUUGUUGUUGGCUCUUGUAGAUUCUAAAUACAGAUUUAUAUAUGUUGAUAUUGGAGCAUAUGGCAAGGAAUGUGAUUCAACCGUUUACAAUAAUUCAAAAUUUAAUGAAUUACUUUUGAAAGGAGAACUUCCUUUACCAACGCCAAAGCCUUUACCAGGCUCCCAAACGCCUCUUCCUUUUGUUUUUAUUGCAGACGAAGGUUUACCGUUAACAAAUAAUAUAAUGCGCCCAUACCCAGGAAAACAUUUGUCGAUACAACAAAGAGUUUUUAAUUAUCGUUUAAGCCGGGCAAGAAGAUUUGUAGAAUGUGCGUUCGGUAUCCUGGCAAACAGGUGGAGGGUAUUUCAUCGGCCAUUAAAUGUUUCAUUCAAUCUUUGCACAAAUAUCAUAAAAGCAAGCUGUGUUUUACAUAAUUUCAUUCUGAACCGUGAAGGAGCCGAAACGUUAGAAGAUAUGUUAAUUGAUGAUUCUUUUAUUGAACUACAACAGUCCGCACAGGAGGGUAGAACAAGAACAAGAGCUACCGACAUAAGAAAUGAAUUUUGUGAUUACUUUAACAGUGAUGUGGGAGCUCUUAGUUGGCAACUAAAUAAAAUAUAG
Molecule: messenger RNA, 878 nt
Organism: Plutella xylostella (diamondback moth)
Lineage: Eukaryota; Metazoa; Arthropoda; Insecta; Lepidoptera; Plutellidae
Source: RefSeq, a predicted model, not a curated record